AUGAAGACUACAGUCACUGUGCUUCUGUUUUUUAGUCUUUCUGGAUUGAACACCAGUGUCUUUAGAAAACACUAUUAUGUGAAACAGAGUAUGGCCUGGAAUGAUGCACAGACAUACUGCAGAGUGCACUAUGAUGAUCUGUCCACUGUCAGCAGUCAAGAUCUAGAACAAUUCUCAGAGAAUACAGAAAUCAUAUAUGAUUAUUAUUGGAUUGGACUUCAGAGAGAUGCUAUCUUCCUGGGGCAGUGGAAGUGGUCUGCAGGAGGUGUGGCAACAAUUAACGAAUGGUUCACUGGAGAACCAAGUAGUUUAUCUGAAAAAUAUGUUUCUGUACAUAAAAACCUUUCUAAAAUGUUUGAUAGUUCUUGCUCUGAGUCCAAAUCGUUUUAUUGUAUGGAGGUAUAUGAGCUGAUUCUGAUGCAGCAGAAUAAGACAUGGGAAGAGGCCCUGGACUACUGCAGACAACACUACACUGAUCUGGCCAGUCUAAACUCAGAUGGGAUUAUGGAAAAGGCAAUGACUCUUAACACAGCAGCUCAGACAGAUGACGUGUGGACUGGUCUGCGCUUUUUAGCUGGCCGUUGGUUCUGGGUAAAAGGAGAUGAUCUUCAAUAUAAAGCCUGGUCUGUGGAGGGAGAGCCCCAGUGUCCUGCUAUGAAUCAGCACUGUGGAGCUCUGAAGAGAAACGAGAAAGUCUGUAAUCCCAAAAACUGUGAGGAGAGACUCAACUUUCUCUGUGCAUAG
Molecule: messenger RNA, 744 nt
Organism: Myxocyprinus asiaticus (Chinese sucker)
Lineage: Eukaryota; Metazoa; Chordata; Actinopteri; Cypriniformes; Catostomidae
Product: snaclec 5-like
Exons: 1
Coding region: 1-744 (247 amino acids)
Source: RefSeq, a predicted model, not a curated record